Entrophospora candida is the source of this 548-nucleotide messenger RNA. The record is from the annotation of a GenBank genome assembly. NCBI's taxonomy places the organism in Eukaryota, Fungi, Glomeromycota, Glomeromycetes, Entrophosporales, Entrophosporaceae.
CUCAUUCUGUAGUGAUAAUGAUAACAUUGCAUCAAGUGGAAGGUCAUGCUCCUCCGACGAUACCACCAAUUGUAACUGUUUACAAUAACCUUUCAAAACACACUUUACAAAACCAUAAUUAUGAGUGUUUGAGUCAUCUGGGGGGUGGCGAAAUUGUUGGAUUAUUUGAAAUUAGUAAAUCAACUGUUGAUGAUAUUUUGAGAAAUAAAGAUAAGUGGCUUGCAGUUACAGAAAGUGAUGCAAAUAAAAAUUGUGAGGUAGAUAAUGCUUCUUCACACCAGUUGGAAGAAGGUGAAAAGUUGAAAGGAUCAGAUGAGUUAGAUAAUGAAGAAAAUAUAGUACAAUUUCUUAUUAAUCAAAUGAAUGUUGAUGAUAUUACAGCAAGUAAUUACAUUAAUGUUGACUCUAGAAUAGAAACAGCUGAAAUGAUUAAUGAUGAUGAGAUAAUUGCUGUAGUACAAGAAGCACCAAAAAAAGAAGAGGAAGAUAUGAGUAUUCAAAUAUCAAAUACAAUUGCCAUUGAUAACAUCCAAAAUCUAUUGAUAUAA